AUGGCUGAACCAGAGGACGUUGAGGAGGAUCUGUUCGCCGAUCUGUACGAUGCGGACGACACCGGAAACCAAACAUCCUCUGCGGUUGAGACUUCUCAAAUCCCCCAGCCUACCCUUUCAGACACUCCCACCCGAUCUUCAGAAGUUGCUGCUCCGCAGCCUGUCGAACGUUUCCAGGACCAUUCCGAAGAUCCGCGUUCUGUGUACCAAAAUCCACAGUUUCAUGGUGGUUACCAGCAUGACCCUGGCAGUCAGGAUCUUGGUUUUGGCAAUACUGCUGCUGUCACCACCACUCCGUUGGAAACCGAGCCUCAAGGAACUGGCAUUAAAGAAGAUGGUCGGCCCCGGGAUUUGUUUCGCGGCGACUACCGCUUCUCCUGA
Messenger RNA from Aspergillus steynii IBT 23096, 381 nucleotides. RefSeq lists its product as uncharacterized. Lineage: Eukaryota; Fungi; Ascomycota; Eurotiomycetes; Eurotiales; Aspergillaceae. The transcript has 3 exons. The record is from RefSeq and is a predicted model, not a curated record. The coding region runs from base 1 to 381 and encodes 126 amino acids.